This is a messenger RNA of Tigriopus californicus, 1269 nucleotides long. RefSeq names its product RAB6-interacting golgin-like (gene Gorab). The coding region runs from base 253 to 1002 and encodes 249 amino acids. The transcript is spliced from 4 exons. Gene Ontology annotation, biological process: non-motile cilium assembly. Lineage: Eukaryota; Metazoa; Arthropoda; Copepoda; Harpacticoida; Harpacticidae. The record is from RefSeq and is a predicted model, not a curated record.
CCACCGUGUCAUGGUCUUACAAUGGGAUUGCUGAGUCCGCUCAACGCAACUAAAUUACCAAAAUCGGACUCCAAAGUUCGUUUGAGGUUUUUGAAGACGUACACAAAAAGGUGCCUUCACUGCGUGCAUUUUGACAGGAUCGACCUAGAAAUCUGAUUACGGCCGCAUUGUCCGUCCGUUCUGGAUCCAACCCGUACAUCAGAGAAGGGUGGUGCACCGUGAGACGGUUGGCGGUCGGAACCCUCAGUCAGCAUGUCCUUUGCGGGCUUUUCAGAGGCCGACCUCAUCUCUCGCUCGAUCAAGAAACCGACGACCUCGACCCCGCGGCGGGUCAAGUUGCCCGUGAUGAAGCCAUCCGGCGCGGCUCAGCCGCCCAACCCACCCUUGCCCGCAGCGGCUCGAUUGGCGCCGUCGCCUCCACCGCCGCUAGGGGUGGCUCCGAAUGCGACCCAUGGGACUCUCAAUCCGGAUCUGCUCAGUCAUGUGGCAGCCGACGAGGAAAAUUCCUCAGAGCCAUUAAACAGUGCAAUCCCGGCCCCAGAAGCCGGGUUGGUCAGUUCCCAAGGGACGAAAGAAGAGGUGGAAGGUCGUUCCAAAAUCGAGAUAAUGCAGGCCCGUCAAAAGCAAAUGGAGGAGGAAAACAUGAAAAAAAAGCACAUUUUGUCCCAAGCCAUUGCUGAAAGAAAACAAAGAACGUGCGAAGAAACGGAGAAGCUUCAGCGAGCUCAAGCGGAAUUGGGCCAGAUCGACAAGUGUCUCUCGGCGGAUGUAAGGCUAAUUCGCGACGAGAUCGAGACGGCCUCGCUUGAGUUUAUGGAGUCUCAGAAACGUUACGAUCGAGCCGAGAAGGAGUUUGUGAGCGCCAAAUUGAGAUUGCACCAGACCUCGGAGAGGAAAGAGCAACUCACGGAGCAUUUGAUCACGGUCAUCCAGCAAUCCGAAUUGCGGAAAGGCCAAAAACUGGAGGAAAUUAUGCGAGUCUUGGACAUCCGAACGACUUAGAUGCUCGCUCGCCGAAUAUCUCUUCGGCCUACCGGCCUGAAAUGAACACGAAUUUUGCUUGCUGUAACUUUUUGUGAACACCUUUUUACGAGUGUGCCUUUCUUCCGUCUGUGAUAUGCCACCUUAUUCACUGUUAUGUAUAUAGUUUUAUACACACACUUAAAACUAACUUGAUUAAGGAUGAUGAUGUGCCUCAAAUUUUUUAUAAUGAAAACAUGACAAAUUAUUUUAGUAAUAAAAUAAUUCCGAUGAUAGUAGUCGAAUAUA